CAGGACUCCCAGAGUGAAAGAGUGUGUGGAAAAACGAAAAUUCGACAAAUCCGACACGCAAUGAGGAAAAGUUACUGUCACCUGAGCUACAGUGAAAUUGGAAAAACAAAAAGGACACCAGGUCCAAGGUGCAUCAGUUUGCGACAAGCCAAUCCGAUCCGGCUCUAAAUUCGCGGCCAGGUCAUCGAUUCAGUACAGCCAGUCUGCCAUCUCUCUCAAUGCCUGUUCAAAUAGAAAAGAUAUUGCAUUAGAAAAGCCCUAGAAGUACCAGGACAUGGCACCCUUCAAGCUCAAGUUCCGCAUGGGGAGCUCGAGGAGCACGUCGCAGGAGCAACACGAUCCGGAUCCGCAGGUGAACGAGGCCCUGCUGGGCGCCCAGCAGCACCAGAGCCACCACCAUCACCAGCAGCAGCACCACCAUCAGGAGACGGUGGAGGCCAGCAGCAGCUCCAGCCUCGACCUGGCGGAUUGCAGCAGCCUCGGCCAGAUGAGCAGCGAGCGCAAGCUGCUCCUGCCCCCCACCAGUGGCGGCAGCGGCACUGGCAUGCGAUUGGGAUAUUUGAAUCAGAGUCGCACUCCGUGCAUCAACGAAUCCCUCACGGAUACGGAUGCCGACAACGUGCCCACCACCCCACCGCCUUCCUAUGAGCAUGUUCUAGAAGAGAACACCCGGCUGUCCCAGCAUCAGCGUCAAUUGUCCCUGGACAGCGCCACUCCCAACCAGAACAGCCGGCGCAGCUCCGCCAAUAGUUCCCGGCACAGUGCCGCCCAGCUAAGCGCCGCCUUGGAACAGCUGACAGGAGGCGGCAGCGACAGCAACAGCAUCUGCAACGAUCCCGACUGUGUCCAGAAUCUGAACCAGAACUACACCAGCUGCAACAUCCACAACGGCAACACCAACAGCGGUAACGGCAACGGUAGCCACCAUAGCGGCAGCAACAACAACAACGACGGGGAACAGAUCAUCGAAGGAGUCACUGAGCUGGAGCUGCGAAGCGACAUCGAGGAGGAGGAGCAGCUGAGCAUCAACGAGUUCCUGCUGGAGUCGGAGAUGGCUGCGUCGCCGUCGCGGGGUCGGAUGUCCGGCAACCGGGGAGAGUGCUCGGACGAUCAGUGUGUGCAGUGCUCGGAGGGCGAGAGCCACUUCGAUGGAGAUGGGGCAAGUACCAGUAGCCAGGCGGCGGCAGCAGCAGCAGCGGGCGGGCACAGCUUUUACGAUCCGCUCCUGAACCGAGGCAGCUACUGCAAUUACAAUGAGGGAGGAAACGCCAGUUCAGGAUCGGGCUCUGGCAACAAUCAAGUCUGCCAGGAGGCCUGCUGCAGCGGAUCGAGUUCAUCUCGUGGUGAUCGCCGGCAAGGACAGCAGCCCAACUGCCACACCAGCCUCCUGACACCGGAAAUGAUGAGCAACAAGACCAGCAAGGAGAUCUACAAGGACCUGGCCAAGCAGUGGGGCAUCACCUGCAAGAUGUCGGAGAGCUGUCGCUGCAUGGAGUGUCAGAGCCACUACUUUGACUGCGACUACGAUGAUAACGAGCAUCAGAAGACGGAUGGUGGACUGGGCGCUGGAACGCCCAUGUUCAUCAGCGAGGUGAUGCACGGAUCCGGAUGCAACAUAUUGUAGAGAAAUUUAGGAUCUCGAAUCAAGGACUCCCAUUGGGACUCGCGGGCUUAGGAUUUGCUGAACUACCACAGUUAUUUAGUUACCUUUUAGUAAUCGUAUGCGUGUGUCUGAGCGAGGGAGGUACAUAUGUAGGACGAACAAAUCGCGUAAUUAGCACUGAAUGUUUGCACAUUAUUCUAAGGUAAUGCUGCACUGAUAUUAUGUUAUCGUACCACAUAGAGAAUCGGGAAGGCCAGCCGCAGUAGAGGCUUUAAAAGUAGUGGGGAAGGACAAAGAACGAAUCGGUAUAUACACACGAGUAUAUAUAUUUUUGUGUUACCCGUUUAGGUCUUAUCGGAAUCGAAGUCUCGAGCCUCGAACUUGACGAAUGAAUUAUAAAAUUAAUAUGAUAAGUAAUUACCCACCUUGCAGAUGAACAUCUAAAUAUCCUUGAGUGUGUUCUUUUUCGAAGGUCUUUUGGAACAUCAUCAUUGUUUUCUCCCAAUCUUUCCAAACUUUUACAAACCGUUUUCUAAGCUUAAUCAUAAGAACCCUUCAGGAUGCAAGAUGAGAGGCAUUCCCGUGCCCUUUUUGGAAAACACGGUCGGAACUACCACGCUUUGGUGGGGUUCUGGGCGGAACUACAACAUUUCAAGUCAAUGUAAUCCCCAUUAAAAUAUAAAUAGUUUAAGCUAGUUGUGCACUUUUGUGCUACAGCACUCGGAGAACCCAAAAAUAACGAAGUGAACUUCAUCGAAAUGCCGGUACGCAUCUUAGUUAUUUUUUUAGGAAACUACUUGAAAACAAUGAAAUAGGCAAACCCUAGUCUGAACGUUUAUCUAAUCCUGAUUUAGAAUCGUUGAAUGUUGAAAACUUGCUUUGUGUGUACGCUAUAAAAUAUAUAUAUAUAUAUUAUAUACUUUCCCCCAGAGAUAUAUGCUGGUUUCACUCGACAAAUCGCACUCAAAACGAAGAACACGGCUACAAAUAUUGAGAAAAACAAAUAUAGUAAAGCAAAAAAUGACUAAGUCUGUUAGCUGUUAGAUGGUAUUAGGAAUUCAUUGCGAAAACAAACGACAAGCGUUUAAGAAACCCAAAUAAAUAUUCAAGAAAAACGGCAAGUUCACACAUAGCUCUGUAAGAUGAAAGUCAAAACUCGCAACAGAAUAGAAAUUAAUUUCGAAAAGGAUCGUAGGAAUUGUAAGGAUUGUAUUUGGGGUUCUGAAAGUCAUUAAAGAUGGUUGGACUCCUGUGCUUCAGAACCCAUUUAGGCCAGAGCAUACAAAAAUAUAUAAAAGUACGAUUACGUAUGUAAAUCAAAA
Messenger RNA from Drosophila bipectinata, 2925 nucleotides. Its product is annotated as homeobox protein prospero. The record is from RefSeq and is a predicted model, not a curated record. NCBI's taxonomy places the organism in Eukaryota, Metazoa, Arthropoda, Insecta, Diptera, Drosophilidae.